UAAAAUCCGUAGUUGGCUUUGCAAUUAUUCUCAAGAUAAAAUUUAGGUUUGAUAAAAUGAAAAUGCUUUUAAUGCAGCUUUGUUUACUAUAUUCCAUAGUCCCUUUAUUACUACACGCGUAUCCCCUGGCACAACAUGCUGAUCCACACAACUAUCCUGAUCUAACAGCUGGCCUAAGCGAUGGCGAGGUUCGCUCUGCCCUGGAUGGUCUAUCCCUGGAAGAUCUGACCAGGCUGGACAGGCUGUUGGAUGAGCACAGCAAUCACGGUGAUGAUGCCAACUCGGACCCGAACGACUUUCCAAAGCAAGCAAGUCAAAGAAACCAGUUGAGGCAAGCUAAGGGCACGGAUGAGCAGGUAUUUGAGGAUCUGCUGGCAUCGGAUGACCAACUCAACGAUAACUGCAAGGACGAGGAUGAGGUUGAGGAAAAGAAACCCAAAAAGCUGUGCACCAAGAGGCCGCAUUCCCGAAUUUCCACACGAAUCUUACCGAAAACAGCAGGGACUACCUGCGAUCCUCCCGAAACAACUCCAGAAGGCCCCAAGAAGAAAACUUCCUCCAAGAACAAGCCAGACGACGACAACUCGGAUCCACCCGUCGACCUAUCCAAAUGCCAGAAGACUAAGAAAAAUAAGAGCAAGCCCAAACCGAUUGUCAAGAGCGAUGAAGACUGCAAUGCCGAUGAUUUCGAGUGCCUGGACAGAUUCCGCGAAAGAGAAUCCACCAAAAUGUGGAAGCAGUCACCACUCGAUUACGAUGAGGAGAACGCCGAUGACUCUUCGGUUUACGUUCCACCCAAGGAGCUAGCGGGCAUUGAGCAAGUGGAUGAGGAUAGUUUCAGACCCUUUUUGGAUGAAGAAUUCAAGGAAGAUCAGGUCGAGCACAGCGAAGGGAAGCCACUUGCUGAGGAUCGGGAGGAAACUCCCUUGGAGCAUACAGAAACCUACGAACGCCAUCAUCUCUCGCGAAUGGCACAUCGACAGCGAAAUAAAGCCAAAUCACAUAAGGAGAAGCCGCUACCAUACGAUAACAUUAAUGUGAGACCACAGCUCAGUGCUGUCGACAGUUUUCUUGCCAGCAAUGAGCGCGAACCGACGCGCUACCUUAUCCAGAUGGAGAACGGCAACAUCGAAAGCCCGAUCGGUCUUGGCGAGCAUCACAGCCAGAGCGAAAAUACACAGAAAAUGGGCGGUGACAGUCAGGGACAGAUUCCCAAUGAAUAUUUCGAAUUCAGUCGAACGAAGCGAGAGAACAAGCGAACGGACGAUGCCCCAGACAACUCUAAGGAGACCUAUAUGAAAAAGCUAAUGGACUCCUUCCCACGCGAUCAGGACGGUCCGAGCAAUGACGAUAUGGCUGCCCUACAGGAAUCGGGUUUCCCACAUUUGCGCGUAAAGCGCUGACUUUUUGUUGUUGUUGUUAAAACGUGUUUUUAUCAGAAA
Messenger RNA from Drosophila guanche, 1442 nucleotides. RefSeq names its product neurofilament heavy polypeptide. The record is from RefSeq and is a predicted model, not a curated record. The transcript has 5 exons. The coding region runs from base 57 to 1403 and encodes 448 amino acids. Lineage: Eukaryota; Metazoa; Arthropoda; Insecta; Diptera; Drosophilidae.